CUACCAACCACCUCACCUCGCUGCACACCUCACCCAAUUGUGUUACUUGAACAAUCAUCUCGCUCACGAUCAGCUUCUUGUUACUGAGUGGACCAUUAAGGGAUGUAAUCUUUGCCAGAGGAGCUCCCGAUUUCAUUAUAGCCCUAUCAGCACUCUGCACGCAAGACAGCUGGACUCGUCGUCGCCCACAAACCUCCAAGGAGCUUUUAUAACUGUCGAUAAAGCACUCACAGCCAUCAUAUAUCCGUUUACUGAGAGAUCAAGGUAGCAGGUAGCUCCGGAGCAGGAUGAAGGCAGCUCCUCUACUUGUUUCCUGGCACAACGACAACAGCCCGGUUUAUUCAGCUCACUUCGAGCACCACGGCAAAGGACGUCUAGCUACGGCAGGAGGUGACAACAAUGUCCGGCUAUGGAGGAUCGAGGCUGUCGGUGAGGAACGGAAGGUCGUCUAUCUCUCGACGCUGGUGAAGCAUACUCAGGCUGUCAAUGUUGUUCGUUGGUGUCCGAGAGGGGAAACUCUGGCAAGUGCCGGCGAUGACGGCAAUAUCCUCCUGUGGGUUCCGGCGGAGAACCAGACGCACCACAAUAACUUCGAAGAGGGAUUGGAAGAUAAAGAGACUUGGAGAGUCAAGCACAUGUGCCGCUCCAUGGGUUCUGAGAUAUACGACCUUGCAUGGUCUCCAGAUGGUGUCUUUUUCAUAACGGGGAGCAUGGACAACAUUGCACGCAUCUACAAUGCACAAACAGGUGCCUGCGUACGGCAGAUUGCUGAACAUAAUCACUAUGUACAAGGUGUAGCUUGGGAUCCCUUGAACGAGUACGUGGCCACGCAGUCCUCGGAUCGAUCGGUACACAUCUACACUCUGAAGACGAAAGAUGGUCAGUUCUCCUUGGCCCAGCAUGGAAAGGCAACCAAGAUGGACCUUCCCGCUCGACGGGUAUCAUCCCAUAGCCCUGCACCGCCGGAAUUUGGAGCGCGGACCUCCUUGGUCUCGCAGGACUCAAGCCUGGCUGUGGGCUCUCCAGCACCGUCUGCGCCAGGCACUCCGCAAUCACUGGCCCUUCCAAUGAACCCCCCACCGACGUCGCACAGCCGUCGAUCCUCGUUCGGAUCUUCUCGUCGGUCAGCGUCGCCGGCUCCUUCCAUGCCUCUCCCUGCUGUAAUGCCCAAUUCUCCCAGCAUCAGCAGUCUUGGCACAAUCGGUGUGAGGAACGCCCCUCUUUAUGCGAACGAAACAUUUCCGACCUUUUUCAGGCGCCUCACAUUUGCACCCGAUGGAAGCCUUUUGUUCACACCUGCAGGCCAGUUUAAAGCGGUGCACGCAUCAGCCACCGAUCCUCAGAAGCCCUCGGAAGAAAUCAUCAACACUGUUUACAUCUACACCCGAGCUGGGCUUAACAAACCCCCCGUGGCAUAUCUACCGGGCCACAAGAAGCCAUCUGUCGCUGUUUCUUGCUCACCCGUAUAUUACACCUUACGAGCAACUACCGUCCCGACAAAGCAUAUUACGGUCGACACGUCAUCAACAGAGGGGGAUAUACCAUCGUUACCCGAGCCCGCUAUCCCCUCCAGAGCACCUACAUCCCAUGCCUCCAUGGACCCGCCCCGGUUGACAAGUGCUCCUUCCCCUUCACCCAGUCUAACAUCUGCAUCUCCGAAAACAUCUGAGAACGACGCAUCUACGUCUGGGGCACCGCCUCCCGGCCCUCCGUCUACAUUCAGCCUUCCGUAUCGUAUGGUGUACGCGGUAGCGACCCAGGACGCAGUUCACAUCUACGAUACGCAACAACAGAAGCCUCUGUGUAUCGUGAGCAACCUCCACUAUGCCACCUUUACGGACAUCACUUGGUCGAGUGAUGGAUUGACGCUUAUAAUCAGCUCGAACGAUGGCUUCUGCUCGGCCCUGACGUUUGCACCCGGGGAGUUGGGAGAGAAGUACACCGGGCCGCUGGCUACGCAGGGCCGACAUCACCACACUCCAUCCAGUAUCAACACGGGUGCAUCCCAAUCCUCUAAUCAUUCUACCCCAACGCCAACACCGACAACCUCUAGCUUGCCUGUCUCUACAACACCAGCUGUUCCAGCUUUGUUGAAACAACCGUCCGCGGGCUUCCCGGCCUCACCAUCUUCCUUCGUUCCAGCACGACCUGGCAGCCCAACAAGGAGCAACUCCGUCUCGAGCAUCGCUACAGCGUCAUCAUUUGCUCCCAAUGCGGCCGAUCAAGCUCCUAUGAAUGCGCCUACUCCGGUCAUGUCCCAGGUUCCAGGACUGGCCGCAGCGAACUCUGGGCCGGUGGGAUCUAUACCGGUGUGGACUCCACCACAUACGCCGGCUCAUGGACACGGAGGCACGCACAGUGCUAGCAGCUCCCUUAGUGGCAUCCCUGGCGUGGCCACGGCUAGGCGGGAGAGUGAAUCCGAAAGAGAGGAGAGCACAUCGGGUACGAGGAAACGGGAGUUACAAGCUGUUCCCGAAGUCGAAGAGCAGAGAGAGGGAAAGCGAAGGAGGAUUGCACCCACUCCUGUCACAGUGGGAAACCCUCAAGAUGAUGCUGACAUAACAUCGACUGAGGAGAACACCCCGACCACGCAGGCACCGGCCCAGCAAUGAGCACGUGACGCCCGAAAAGGACGAUGGUCGACGGGUAUUGGUACACUGUGGAGUGAAUCAUGUAACGAUGGGAUUUUUUGCCAUCCAGACUUUGGCGCACGCGUAGCGGAGUCCGGCGCAUUUCCAUGCAUUAGCGAGGCAUCUCUGGCGUUUAGAGGGAAGGAAUGAACGGGCAGUGGCAGGCGUACUAUGGGAUUACCUGGCUUUACCCUAUGAUUUGGUAGGCGAUUGGGCCGGUUUCUGGAUAGGGUUAUGCUUUCACCAGAAGAUUGUAACCCACCGCUAGGUUUACGUAUCACAGUUUUCAAUGCAAAACUUACUUCAAGUUCCCG
This is a messenger RNA of Westerdykella ornata, 2944 nucleotides long. Its product is annotated as WD40 repeat-like protein. The transcript has 5 exons. Lineage: Eukaryota; Fungi; Ascomycota; Dothideomycetes; Pleosporales; Sporormiaceae. Gene Ontology annotation, cellular component: CAF-1 complex; nucleus. Gene Ontology annotation, molecular function: protein binding. Gene Ontology annotation, biological process: nucleosome assembly; DNA replication-dependent chromatin assembly. The record is from RefSeq and is a predicted model, not a curated record. The coding region runs from base 288 to 2612 and encodes 774 amino acids.